Camelina sativa (false flax) is the source of this 847-nucleotide messenger RNA. NCBI's taxonomy places the organism in Eukaryota, Viridiplantae, Streptophyta, Magnoliopsida, Brassicales, Brassicaceae. The record is from RefSeq and is a predicted model, not a curated record.
GAAGAAGAUACGUUCAUUGUUGGUUUCACAUAUUGGUGUCGUUGAAUUUGUAAUCGAUUUGAGUCAUGAUCUUUGCUUGGUUUGGUUCAUGAAAUGAAGAGUCAAGAGUAUAACAGUUUUUUGUUCUUGUGUUGUUGAUGUCAUUAACUCAUGCUUCUCUGUUUUGAUUUGAUUCAUCGAAAAUAUGGAAAAGGGCGCUCAUUGCUUGGAAGUCUUAGCAAUGCUUUCUCUGGUUUGAUGAAUUCCUUCAACGGAAUGAUUAAUGGAAACAUCCUCUCUCAGUUCAAAGCCUCUUCAAGAUAAUGUUUGCCAAAAUAUCUUAUUUUGAUGAAACUUUCUUAAACUGUGAAUUGUGUCCUGAUGUGUUUCUAAUUUACAGCAGCAACAAAGGACAUUCAUCCGAAUGGGGACGAUUCUCAAAGCCAUGGAUAACUCCGAUGCAAAAGAGGUGAAGUGUAUUCAAACCCUAAAAGGUAAUAAGAAAGGAGCAAGACUUGGCGGUACCAUUGUUGGUUCUGUGAAAGAGGCGAUACCAAGAGGUAAAGUGAAGGAAGGGACGGUCGUGUAUGGUGUGGUUGUGCGUGCUGCGAUGCAGAAAGGGCACGUUGAUGGAAGCCAAGUCAGGUUAGAUGACAAUGCGGUUGUAGUUGUGGAAAUUAAGAAAAAGAAUAAGAAAGUGGAGUUUAACCAACCAACUGGUACCUGAGUGUUCGGUCCUGUCCCACAUGAAAUGCGGCGCAAGAAACAGCUCAAGAUCCUUGCUUUAGCUCAGCACAUCGUUUGAGAGUAUACAUAACACCAGUUAUGAUCUCUUAUGUAACUCUCAUCCAUCCGUCAAUUAGGUUUC